UUUUAGAUAAAAUCGGUGGCGAGAAAUUUUUAUCCGUAAUACUGAAAUGUCCAUAUUUAACACACUUGGCUUUAUCUAUCAGACCGGAUUCUCCAAAUCUUUCACGACUUGCAAAUUUAAAUAUAGAACAUUUAAUUUUCAAUGAUUCAACCCCAGAGCGAUUGGAUAAUUAUAUUUUAAAUAAUAUAGAAAGUUUUCCGGAUACACUUCGUCAUCUCGAUCUUCUUAUUUGCAUUUCACCCGAUAUUUUACAAUAUAUUUUGGCAAAAUGUAAAUACCUUGAAACUCUUGGUAUAUAUUUACAACUUCCAAAAGAUGAUCCUAAAUAUAUCAAAGUUAUUAUUAGAUAUGCUCAAUCAUCUGGCAGUUUUAGUACGCUGAGAUAUAUUAGAAAUUGUUCCGGUCAAAAACUAAUUCCACUUUCUAAAACAUUAUGUGGAUAUGCACAAAUGUAUAUAGAAAAUAUUGUAAAUGAAAUUUAUCGUCCUUGGGAAUAA
Racocetra fulgida is the source of this 497-nucleotide messenger RNA. The record is from the annotation of a GenBank genome assembly. Lineage: Eukaryota; Fungi; Glomeromycota; Glomeromycetes; Diversisporales; Gigasporaceae.